Messenger RNA from Plasmodium fragile, 2628 nucleotides. Its product is annotated as threonine-tRNA ligase. Gene Ontology annotation, molecular function: ATP binding; threonine-tRNA ligase activity. NCBI's taxonomy places the organism in Eukaryota, Apicomplexa, Aconoidasida, Haemosporida, Plasmodiidae. Gene Ontology annotation, biological process: threonyl-tRNA aminoacylation. The record is from RefSeq and is a predicted model, not a curated record. The coding region runs from base 1 to 2628 and encodes 875 amino acids. The transcript has a single exon. Gene Ontology annotation, cellular component: mitochondrion; cytoplasm.
AUGAGCCUUUGCGUUCUUCUCACGAACACGUGCAACAACCUUAAUGCCACCCUCUUGUAUAAGCCAGCUGCAACAAGGAGCAUCAGCAACGUUGCUCACUGGAAUGAGGCGCAAAGGAGGCGGAACAACAGUUGUAACGCUCUUUUGGUAAGGACAAAAAACGCCCUAUACGUUAACCAACUCUGGAGCAACAGUAUAUGCAUCUCGAAGAAGAAGAAGAGCAUUUUAAAAGUGAACAAACUGGCUUUUACAAAAAUGGCAUCCUCCACCGGCGCUGACAAAUCCCAGGGAGACCUGUUGGAAAAAUUAAAACAGAAUCAGGUCGUAGGGGAAAACCCAGCCUUUAUCCAGGAGAGGCUAGCUAAGUACAACGAGUUGAAGGAGAAGAAGCGAAUUGAAAGGGAGGAGUUACUCAAGAGUGACCCCAAAUUUACUCGAAGCAUAAAUGUACAGUUGCUCGAUGGGUCUGUGAAAGUGGCACAGUGUAAUGUGACUACCCCUUUUCACAUUGCAAGCGCCAUUUCGAAGAGGCUGGCGGAGGACUCCAUCGUCGCGCGCGUGACGUAUGUAGAGAAGGUGAACCUGGAUCUCUGCGACAUAGAGGAGGAGGAGCAACAGGAGGAAGAAGCGAAGGGGGAAGCGGCGGGAGGCACCGCUCCAUUAGGAGGAGAAACGCCCCUGCUCUGGGACAUGAACGUGCCACUUAUAGGAAGCUGCAAAAUUGAGUUCCUGAACUUGGAGCACGAGGAAGCGAAGAAGACUUUCUGGCACUCCUCCGCGCACAUUUUAGGUAGCAGCUUGGAGAAGCUCUUUGGAGGCUACCUCACCAUCGGACCCCCCUUAAAGGAAGGCUUCUACUACGACAUUUAUUUACGCGAUUUUUCCAUAACCAAUGAACACUACAAAAAAAUAGAAGAGGAAUUUAACAAACUCAUAAAAGAAAAUGCAGAAUUUGAAAAACUUAUUUGUACGAAAGAUGAAGUGAUGGAUCUGUUCAAAUAUAAUCCCUUUAAGUUAGAAUUGAUCAGAUCAAAAAUCCCUGAACAUAAAAAAACUUCAGUGUAUAAGUGUGGAAAUUUUAUCGACCUGUGUUUAGGGCCACACAUAAAAAGUACAGGCAAGGCAAAAGCAUUCAAGGUGUUAAAAAAUUCAGCUGCCUACUGGUUAGGAAAUAAAAACAAUGAAAGUCUGCAGAGAAUAUAUGGAAUCACAUUUCAAAAAAAAACUGAACUAAAUGAUUAUUUAAAUUUUUUAGAAGAAGCAAAAAAAAGAGAUCAUCGUAAUGUAGGGAAGAAAUUACAUUUCUUUUUUUUUGAAAAGGACACAUCGCCAGGGUCAUGUUUUUGGCUACCUCAUGGAGCUAAGAUAUACAAUAAAUUAAUUGACUUUGUUAGAAGAGAAUAUAGAAUAAGGUUAUAUGAUGAAGUGAUUACUCCAAAUGUUUUUAGUUGUGACUUGUGGAAAACCUCUGGCCAUUACCAAAAUUAUAAAGAUUGUAUGUUUAUUUUUAAUGUGGAACAGAAGGAAUGGGGAAUGAAACCCAUGAACUGUCCUGGACAUUGUAUUAUGUUUAAACAGUUAAAUGCUUCAUACAGGUCACUACCCAUAAGAUUAGCUGACUUUGGGGUUUUGCAUAGGAAUGAAAUUUCUGGUAGUUUGAGUGGACUUACAAGAGUACGUAGAUUUCAACAAGAUGACUCACACAUUUUUUGUACCUUUGACCAAAUAAAGGAGGAAGUAUUAAACACUCUUCAUUUUAUAUUCUUCAUUUAUGACCUGUUUGGGUUUAAAUAUGAAUUAUUUUUAUCCACAAGGCCGAAGAAGUUUAUUGGAAGUAUAUCCACAUGGGAUUUUGCAGAGCAAUCUUUGAAGGACGCUCUGAAUUCAGCAAAUAUACCGUGGAAAUUGAAUGAAGGAGAUGGAGCUUUUUAUGGCCCUAAAAUUGAUAUACUCCUCAAGGACAGUAUAAACCGUACCCAUCAGUGUGGCACCAUUCAGCUGGACUUCCAACUCCCUUGUAGAUUCAACUUGCAGUACAAGAACAAGGAGUUUGGGGUACUAAACGAAGGAGAUAAUAAGGGGGAAGGUGCCAUGUGCAAACGGGAGGAAGUGAUGGAGAAUCACGGUGCAGAUACUGACCUCUCCGCGGAUAAUGCAGAGCAACUGAAAAAGGGUUUCGAUCGACCAGUUAUUAUACACAGAGCUAUCCUCGGUUCCGUGGAAAGGUUCGUUGCCAUUUUGAUUGAACACACAGCUGGUAAGCUGCCCUUUUGGAUCUCGCCAAGGCAAGCCAUUGUCCUCCCCGUAAGUGACAAAUUUAAUGACUACGCAAAUUAUGUGUAUCAGACGCUCAACAAUCACUUUUUCGAUGUAGAGGUUGACACCUCGCUCAACACACUCAAUAAGAAAAUACGAGAAGCGCAGCUGAACCAAUUCAACUUCAUUUUAGUCGUGGGGGAGAAGGAGCUAACGACCAACACGGUCACUGUGCGCAACAGGGAUGACCAGAACAACCACGAGGUGUGCUCGUUGGAGGAACUCAUCGCUCGAUUCAAGAAGCUGCUCGAGGUCAACUCGAUGCCCUUCAACCAGGUCAAGCCCUUCAACCAGGCAAAGCCCCCCCAGUGA